Molecule: messenger RNA, 1398 nt
Organism: Aspergillus calidoustus
Lineage: Eukaryota; Fungi; Ascomycota; Eurotiomycetes; Eurotiales; Aspergillaceae
Source: the annotation of a GenBank genome assembly
AUGACUUCUCUAGACGCUAUCCUCGCUACUAAAUACCCCGCCAAAGCUCAUGCUCGCCGCGUUGCCGAUGGGCUAAAGGCCCUCGGACAUAGUGGGGGCGCCAUCUACCUGGAAGCACAGAAAACUCGUCUGAUCGAGGACAAUGACGAGCCGGUGCCCUUUAGGCAGCGUCGUCCUUUCUUCUACCUCUCUGGUUGUUUACUUCCGGACUCCGCUUUGGCGUACGACAUUGAUGCUGAUCAAUUGACACUCUUUAUCCCCCCAAUCAGCCCAGACGAUGUGAUCUGGUCCGGUCUGCCACUGUCGCCAGCUGAAGCUCUCGAGCGAUACGACGUCGAUAAAGUGCUCGAGACCACCGAAGUCAACGCAACGUUGAAGGCCAUUGCCGAGUCGAAGGGCAAUAAGAGCACCGCGUUUGCUAUUGCAGAGCAAGUUUCCGACGGGACAGAAUUCCGCAGCUUCUCCGAAGCCAACUUCAAGGUAUUGAAGGGCGUUAUUGAGAAUGCCCGCGUCGUCAAGGACAGCUACGAGGUCGCUCUACUUCGCAAGGCAAACGACAUCUCCGCCAAGGGCCACAUCGCAGCUAUCAAGGCUUCGAAGACAGCCACCAACGAGCGCGAGAUCGAAGGUGCGUUUAUCGCGACCUGCAUCGCCAAUGGAGCCCGUGAACAAUCCUACCAUCCUAUUGUCGCGUGCGGCAAAAACGGAGCCACUCUCCAUUAUGGCAAGAACGACGAGGAUCUGAUCGACCCGGCCACCCAGCGAAAGAAGGAUAACGUCCUUAUCGACGCUGGUGGAGAAUAUCGCACCUAUUGCGCGGACAUCACGCGCGUGUUUCCUCUGAAUGGAAAGUUCCUGCCGGAAACGCGCCAAAUCUACGAUAUCGUCCUGCAGAUGCAGCUGGAGUGUAUCGAUAUGCUCAAGGAGGGCGUUCAAUGGGAAGACGUCCACGCCUAUGCGCACCGCGUUGCAAUCAAGGGUUUGCUCAAGCUCGGGAUCCUGCGCGGCUCGGAGGACGAAUUGUUUGACAAGCGAGUCAGUGUAGCCUUCUUCCCCCACGGUCUGGGUCAUUACCUUGGAAUGGACACCCAUGACACUGGUGGUAACCCGAAUUAUGCGGAUACCGAUACCAUGUUCAGAUACCUUCGCGUGAGGGGCCGUCUACCUGCGGGUUCGGUCAUUACGGUUGAGCCUGGUAUUUACUUUUGCCCUUUUAUCAUCGAGCCGUUCCUUAAGAAUCCCGAUCUGCGAAAGUAUAUCGAUGUGGAUACUCUGGAGCGGUACUGGGCUGUCGGUGGAGUUCGCAUUGAGGAUAACAUCCACAUCACCAAAGACGGCCAUGAUAACCUGACCACGGCGCCAAAGACCGUUGAAGAGGUGGAAGCUCUGGCUGCGUAG